UCCGGGGCAGGUUCCAUCCUAAGCCGCCCCCCACACAUGGCGGCGCCUGGAGCCGCCCCGCAGCACUCCCCGUUUCCAGGGCUAUCCCAAGGCUCGCCCCAGAGCCACUCGGCCACCGCUUCUCGCCGCUCCACUCACACCAGACCCCGCAGCCUGCAGCGCGGCCGCAGCGCCCGGGCCCGGCAGCAUCCCGGGGCCGCCCGCCCGCGCCAGGCACCGCCCCCGGCGGAGGCGGUGCCGCCCCCUCGGCGGCCGGGCCCGGCGGUGGCGGCGGCCGUGCGGGCCGGGGCGAUGGCGGCGGCGGGGAGCGUGUUCCUGAGAGCCCGCGGCAGGACUCUGACCGCCUUCCGCCCAGAUGCUGAGUACCAAUGGAAGGGACCCUUCUACUUCAUCCAAGGAGCAGAUCCUCAGUUUGGACUGAUGAAAGCUUGGACACAUGGAGACACUAAUAAUGGAGAUGAUGAAUGGGGAGAAGAAAUUAAAUUAGCAGAGCAAGCAGUGCAGGCCAUUAACAAACUAAAGCCUAAACCCAAGUUCUUUGUGCUGUGUGGAGACCUUGUCCAUGGAAUGCCAGGAACCCGAUGGAAAAAAAACCAAGAGCAAGAUUUAAAGAAUGUUCUGAAAAACACUGACCAGGACAUACCACUGGUAUUCGUCAGUGGGAAUCAUGAUAUUGGCAAUACUCCAUCAAGAGAAACCAUAGAUGAUUAUUGCCAGAACUGGGGAGAUGACUACUUCAGCUUUUGGGUUGGAGGUGUUUUCUUUCUUGUGUUGAAUUCUCAGCUAUACUUUGAUUCUUCCAAGUGCCCUGAGUUAAGGCAAGCCCAGGAUGCUUGGCUCGAUGAGCAGCUGGCUGCUGCUGCAAGCCAGAAAUGCAAGCAUAUAAUUGUAUUUCAGCACAUCCCUCUGUUUCUGAGCAAACCUGAUGAAGAUGACGAUUACUUCAACUUGGAGAAAUCAGUUCGUCAGGAGAUAAUGGAAAAGUUUCAUAAAGCAGGCAUUAGAGCUGUAUUUUCUGGGCAUUACCACAGAAAUGCUGGAGGGUCCUACAAAGGCCUGGAAAUGGUGGUGUCAUCUGCUAUAGGAUGUCAGCUGGGACAGGACACACACGGGCUCCGAGUGGUGGUUGUGACAGAGGAGAAGGUGGUGCACAGAUACUACAGCUUAACUGAACUGGGCAGCCAUGGCAUAGAGAAGGAGCUGCUGGAUCUGCUUGCUAAGCAGAAGUAGGCUGUGUCAAAAGAUAUUUUUCUAUGUUCGAUAAAUGUAAACAGUUUACUAAAGUUUCCCCAAGCAGAACUACAGAUUUCUGACUGCAGUGUCCCAGAACAGGUCUCAGUUUGUUGUCAUCCUAAAUAACAAGGAAGCUGUUGACAUGUUUUUCUUUUUGAAAAUGAGACCUAUGAGGAAUAUGGGAGAAGAGCAGAGCUAAUGAAGUAAUGUGUGAUUGAAAAGUACAAUUCUGAGAAUUUUCACUUUGCUCCUAGGUAAUGCUUCCUUAUUACAGAGAAACUGGUGUCUGUAUAACCCUUUAAUUUGAGAGGGUAUUUAAAAAUCAAUAAAUUUAGUAAUUUCUGUUACCUCCUGGACAAUAUGAAUGGGGGACAAUUUUACAGAAGAAAAUCUCAAAAUAUGUGAAAUCAGCAGCCUACUGCUGAAUUUUAGCAACUUUUGGAUCAUAUCCUGUUACCUUGGUGUCAUAUUUUCUCCCAUUUCCCACACUUUAUUUUCUUAGCUCUUCAGAGCCAGGAGCAAUAGGAGAGCAGACACAUUCUGGUUUGCAGUCACAGCUUGGGUUUCUGUUAUAUCUGUUAUAAAGUUUUAUAUAAUGUUAUAUAGUUUUAUAGUUUCCAUUAUAUAGUUUUAUAUAAUGAAAAGUCUGUAAAUGAGGCUGAUAUAAUUGUCACUGACAGAAACUAAAGGUGAAACAGCUAUUUCCAUUUUGAAAUUUCACUACAAUUCAGCUAGCAUAUAUCCUGGCUCUAGCUAUGGAAGUUGGAAUAAUUGCAUGGGGAGAAUAUUCUGUACAGAAUAUUGUAAUCAGAAGUCACUUUGUUGAUUCCUAGACAAAUGGAGAACUUUGAUUUCCAAAAGCAAUGCAAAGUGCUUUCCUGUAAGGCAAUACAGAAUACUACAGAAUACUGGAAACCCUAAAAAGUAUGCUUUCUUCACUGCAAUAAGUCUUUAAAAACAAGUUUAUAAACUAAUUUACAUGCUGCAAUCCACCUCUUUUUUUAGCAAAUGUAUCUAAUUUGUUGCAAAUAAAGACUCCAUGUAAUUAA
Messenger RNA from Taeniopygia guttata (zebra finch), 2282 nucleotides. RefSeq names its product calcineurin like phosphoesterase domain containing 1 (gene CPPED1). NCBI's taxonomy places the organism in Eukaryota, Metazoa, Chordata, Aves, Passeriformes, Estrildidae. Gene Ontology annotation, molecular function: hydrolase activity. The record is from RefSeq and is a predicted model, not a curated record.